This is a messenger RNA of Fomitiporia mediterranea MF3/22, 693 nucleotides long. RefSeq lists its product as uncharacterized. The record is from RefSeq and is a predicted model, not a curated record. NCBI's taxonomy places the organism in Eukaryota, Fungi, Basidiomycota, Agaricomycetes, Hymenochaetales, Hymenochaetaceae. The transcript is spliced from 4 exons. Bases 1 to 693 code for a protein of 230 amino acids.
AUGUACAUCGCCGGGAUACACAUUCCAGGCGAACACCUUGCUUUGGGUGUCGAAGGCGUUGUUACUUCAUCGCUCUUCAUUUAUACUGUUGCUGGCAUACUUUUCACGCGCAACUCGUUGGAAGAUGCUGAAGAAAAGGGUGGCCGAAUAAAGUCGAUGCCAACGUCUCUCGUGGGGAAACUUGUUACUCCCGUGCACGCAGCUGCGAUAAUUCUUCCGGCUGUAACAUAUUUGGUCGCAGUCCCACUUAAUGGAUGCGUUCAACCUCAAUUUAUUACUCGAUUUGCCUUGCCAAAUUUUGGGCUCAGUCAGGAUGUCGUGAAUUUGUUGAGGAUAGCAUCGUGUGUAGGCUUGAUUGGGACCUGGCAGUUGUUUACGCAUUGUGUCGGCCUACUGAAAAACAGUGGAACUUAUCAUAGUGUUGGAGUGAGGGAGAAACCGAAGCUCAUUUCUUCAGGACCGUUCGCAGUCGUUAGACACCCAUUAUACAGUUGUGCAUUACUGCAAGAACUAAUACUUGCAGGGAUGACUUGGAACUAUAUACCGCUCUAUGCCUUUUCUGUUUGCGCUCUUGCAUUUGCGGCGAAAGCCCCCAUAGAGGAAAGCCUUAUGGAGUCAGAUGCGGAAAUGGGACUGCAAUACAAAGCAUACAAGGAGAAGGUGCACUACCGAUUUAUCCCUGGCGUCUGGUAA